Molecule: messenger RNA, 6315 nt
Organism: Xyrichtys novacula (pearly razorfish)
Lineage: Eukaryota; Metazoa; Chordata; Actinopteri; Labriformes; Labridae
Source: the annotation of a GenBank genome assembly
AUGUGUCGAAACUUUGGUAAAACACACUCAAACACCAACAGUGGAAGUGAAACCAGCGUUACUCAUCUGAAAUACUUUUCUUAUAUAUGUAUAUGUGUGUGUGCAUGUGUGUGUGCAGAGUGUGUGCAAUGUUUUGCAGGUUUUGACCUGAUCCAGGGUCAGUGUCUUGAGGAGAUUGGUGAAGUGGAUGAAGCCGACUGCUGUCAGAACCCUCAUUAUGGUUACAAGGCUGCAGACGGAGUGUGCCGCUCCUGUGGGUCAGUGCGCACACGCAUUUUUUGUAUUAUGUAUAAACUUUUACAUACUUUUUGUACUUUACAGUUCUACUUUUUCUAAAAACACAGUUUGAUUUAUGAGUGAGGGGGAGAAUGCAGGAGGAGAGUUUGGCCUCUGUUCUGUCAUGAUUUGGCGUUAAACAAAAAGGAAAGGGCCCAAAUGCAGAAUGAAAAAAAGGAUUUAUUCCAAAAGAACUAAAUAAAAAGCAAAAACUUACUUUCAAAAUAGUCCAACCAAAAGAAAUCCCAAAGGCACAAACACAAGGAGCAAAAUCCAAGGAACAAAAUAUCCAGAAUCUAACAAAGACACUUAGAGAAAAGAAAAAACACAGAGACCCUGAAAUACAGACAUGCACACUUGCAACUUACCACACACAAUGAUCCAACAGAGAAAAAGGGGAAGACAAGGACUAUAUACACACGGAAAUGAGCAACGAGAGGACGGAAAACUGAGGAAGUAAAACAAGAAUAGAAACACAGAGAAUAAACUACUUCAAAAUAAAACACUGAAAACUGAUAUGAGGAAUAAAAACUGAGAACAUGAGGGAAACCGGGUCAGACACAAACUGAAAACUCACAAGACAGGAUUACAGGGGAACAGGAACACUAGGGAAAAUACAAGGAAAGUACUCAGAUAACCAAAACCAGGGGAAAACUAAAUACCUGAAUAUACCAUGACAUGUUCAUACUGUGCAAAACAACAUGUGCAAAAAAGCUGAGAAAAGUUUCUUUUCAAUAGUUUUUAAACCAUUCAAAGCUUAAAUUUAACUGAAAUAAUGCAAAAACACUAUAUGAAAUGUCGAAAAUGAACAAAUCUGUGUGUAUAAAAAAUAUCUGCUCAUUUUCAAUUUAAUGCUGGCAACAUGUCGUUGAAAUUUGUUAGAGGAACAACCAAACUAGGGAUGGGCACGGCAGUUCUUUUAGAUUUACUGAAUCACUAGAAUCAGUUCACCAAAAAGUUUCGUUCAAAAGAUUUGUUCCUCAAAUCACAGAAUCACUUCACGCUUGGCGGGAGAGGCCUGCGACCCCGACUUCCUGAACUGAUACUCAGCUGAACGUUUCAGGAUUCAGUUCAAUUUAUAGUUUCUGGGACUGGGAGACGAGAGUGUUUGGCUGUGUUACUUUGGCAAAGGUCCUGAUACUUUAAGUGUACUGUCCUAUUGUAUGCCAUUUAUCAGGACUGCGGGUUUAAUGCACUACUUGUUACAUGCUGUGUCCUAUUCUAUGCACUUUGUUGUGGUGGCAAUUUCAAAAAUGAUUCCAUCACUUGAAGAAGUGAUGUGGUGCAGUACGUUCACUUAAAAGAUUCGUUUCUUUUUAACGAAUCGUUCGCGAACGACACAACACCAAACCAAAACAGUUGUCCAAUACCCAACUGGUACGGUUAACAAGGUUAGUAUCAUGACUAGGUAUAAAAGGGACAUUCAGAGAGGCUGAGUCUUAAUGCUGAACAACCUUUACAGGUUUAGGAGCAACAUCUGCUGCCAUCCAGACAAUUAGUUUUUCAGGGAAGACCUUCAUAUUUCAACAAGACAAUGAAAAACCACUUUCUGCAGGUAUUAUAACAGCAUGGCUCUGUAGUAGAAGAGUCCUGCUAAUAAACUGACUAAUAAACUGCAGCCUCAUGACACAAGAGCUCAAAUGUCUUGGCCACGCAAACGUUCUUGACCAACUCCCCCGUGAAAAGUUAACCCUCAAGAAGAACUGUUUGGUCUUAAAACACAAUUUGUCAGCAGGAAGAGAUGAAAUCAUGAACAGAACUUAAGAUGUGUUGUAACUCUGAUUUUCAGAUAAUGUUUGAUAGGUGUGAUGUGAUUACAUGACUCUGAGUAAAUAAUCAUUAUUAAGGGGGUUUGCCCAAUCAGAAUCAAGUACUUAACAGCCAUUAAUAAUCAAAUUGGGUUUGGUUUUUGAUGAAUCCAACCAGUCUGUGAUGUUUUGUUGUCAGGCCACCUACAUGGUCUCUAUGGUCGUCAUGGUCACCCUGUAAUGUCCUCUGUGGGGAUGGAGUGACACAGAGAAGCAGGAAGUGUUACGGCAAGGACCCGUCCCAGUGUGAGAACGCUGCAGACAAUCUCCAGACCACACCCUGCAGCGGCACCUGCUGCAACGGUACGCAGAAACACACACACAGAUUUAUCACGUUAAUGUUAGAUUGGAGUUAGGACAUCAAUGUGCAUGCAUGUUUGUGUGUGUGUGUGUGUGUGUGUGUAUGUGUAGCAACUGGGUGGGGCCCAUGGCUCUCCUGGUUGCCCUGCUCGGUCACCUGUGGAGAGGGCGGAGUCAGGAGGAGAGAGAGAAUAUGUUCAAGUCCUCCAGAGUGUAGCUCAGCCUGCAGCGGUCCUUCAGAGGAGACAGGGGCGUGUCCAUCACAAGCUACCUGUCCAGGUAACCCAUCUGUUUGUGCUAUAGAAGUCUGUUAAAUUUGAGUACACACCUGUCUGUCUCUCUGAUGGUCAUUUGUCUGUGUCCAAGUUCAUGGAGGUUGGACAGGUUGGUCUGCUUGGUCUCAUUGCUCUGGAUCCUGUAUCAGUGGUCAGGGUGCUGGGGUUGUCACCCCGCAAAGAACGCGAAAAAGAACCUGCUCUAACCCCGCCCCCUCCUCUGACACUGUCCCACCUGGAAACAGCUGCCCUGGAGACAGUUCCCAGAAACAAGACUGCAGUGAACUCCCAAACUGUCCAGGUGAGGGUUGGACUGAUCAGCCUCUUAUAUUGUUAAAUAUUUGAAUGAAAAAUCACCUGUGUGCUGAUUGGCUGUCUGUGCAGUGGAUGGGAGCUGGGGGGCGUGGUCUCCUGCAGGACCAUGCUCUGUCUCCUGUGGGACAGGGAUUAAGCUAUCAAACAGGAGAUGUGAUCGCCCCGCCCCAAAAUACGGUGGAAAAAUCUGUGACGGACCGAGCACUCAGAGCAGCGUCUGUCAGAGUCCCUGUCCAGGUAAGACACCUGAUGAAGCCUUUGAUUGAAGUUAAAGGGAUAUUCCGAUAUAAUUGCAGGGUAAUUCUCUGUUGCGUGUUGUAAACUGCCAUAACAGACAUAAAAACCUGUCUCUGUGUAUCCUUAAGUGGACGGGUUCUGGUCUGGUUGGUCCAACUGGGGUCAAUGUUCGUCUUCCUGCAUCCCACAAGGCUCAGUCCCCACCAGGACUCGUCAACGCACCUGCUCUAACCCUGUCCCUUCAUCCAGCCCACAAGGGGCGAGCUGUCAGGGUGAAGACAAGCAAACAGACACCUGCAACCAGCUGCCUCACUGCCGGGGUAAGCCCAGUCUGCUGAGAAACCAUGACUUUCUUCCUCUCUUGUUGAAAAAUUAAGAUGUGAAGGUGUUUGAGUUAGUGACAGACUGUCAGAUGUUUUAAAGACCUCCAAGUGUUCACCUGCAUAGACCAUGUGAGAGGAAAACAGGAAAUCAGGGGAACAGAGACUUGAGAAAGACACGCAGCAAAGAGUCACAGCUGGGAUCUCAACUCAACCGAACUCAACUUUAUCUGUAGAGCACUUUAAAUACAACCAAAGCUGACACACGAAUCGGAGCGGCGUCGGGGACGUUUAACCGAUAGUCGUGGUUAAGAAAGAGCUGAGCCGUAAGGCGAGACUCUCAAUUUACCGGUUGAUCUACGUGCCGACUCUAACCUAUGGCCAUGAACUUUGGGUAAUGACCAAAAGAACAAGAUAGCAAACACAAGUGGCCGAAAUGGGUUUCCUCCACAGGGGCUCAGCCUUAGAGAUAGGGUAAGGAACUCGGACACUUGGGAGGCGCUCAGAGUAGAACCGCUGCUCCUCCACGUCGAGAGGAGUCAGCUGAGGUCGCUUGGGCAUCUGGUUAGGAUGCCCUCUGGACGCCUCCCGUUAGAGGUGUUCCAGACAUGUCCCACCAGGGGGAGACCUUGUGGCCGGCCCAAGACCAGGUGGAGGGAUUAUAUCUCUCGCCUGGCCUGGGAGCGCCUAGGAAUCCCCUCGGAGGAGCUGGUGGAAGUGGCUGGGGUGAGGGCUGUCUGGGCUUCCCUCCUGAAGCUGCUGCCCCCGCGACCCAGACCCAGAUGAAGCAGAAGAAAACGACGACGACAAAGCUGACACAAAGUGCUUUACAUAAUAACAUAAAACAACAAUAAAUAGUUGUUUUAAAAUAUAAUAAAAAGCAAUAAAAAAGGCAAUAAACCAAAUGCCGUCUCAUGUCAAAAGCCAAGGAAUAAAAGUGGGUUUUUAGACGGGUUUUUAAAAUGGACAGUGAGGGAGCUUGUCGAAUGUGGAGAGGUAGGUCAUUCCACAACAUAGGAGCAGCAACAGAAAAGGCUCUGUCUACUCUGAGCCUCCGCUUAGACCUCGGUACUUGCAGGAGCAGCUGGUCAGCUGACCUGAGGCACCAGGCAGGAGUGUAGGGGUGAAGUGAAGCAGCUCAGAGAGGUAUGAUGGGGCCAGACCAUUUAAGGUUUUAAAAACGAAUAAAAGAAUCUCAAAAUGAACUCUCCAUUAGAAAACUAAAUCUAAUGGAAGUCAAAGGUUUUAUUGAUCAUUUUAUAACUCAACUUCACUUCAAAAGUAAGUCUUAAAAGUCCUGCAGAUAAUUAAUGUUUAACAGAUUAAAGAGGUACAGACAAAAAGAGCUCCAGGUGUCUGCAGAAGUAGUCUUCAGUGACCAGGUGUGGCUGUACCCUGUCCACAUUAUCCCCCCUCUGUGUUUUCAAUGUUUCUCCGACAGUGAAUGGAGCCUGGGGGCCUUGGUCUCCUUACUCUUCCUGUCCUGUAACUUGUGGUGUGGGAGUCCAGGUGUCAGUCAGGAGAUGCGACAGCCCCGCCCCCCAACAUGGUGGGCAGCCAUGUCCUGGGGAUGGACGUCGCACCAGCAUCUGUAAAACCGACAUCCCCUGUCCAGGUACAUAAAGGAUUCUUUAUUUCGUUCAGUACUUCCUCCAAAACCCAAACUUCAUAUGAGUUUGUAAAAUGUUAAUUUAUGAUGCAACAUGUUGGUUUGUAAAUAAUUCAAAGUCCAUAUUUCAGUCAAAUGGUGCAAAGAAAACACAUCAAGUAUAAGAAUUUUUAAAUUGACGUCAGCAACAUGUUGGUACAAAGUUAUCAGAGGAGCAACCAAACUGGUUCAGACAGGUCUCCUGGGUUCAUUAAAGUUUAGAGCGUUGGUGAAAGAAGAGCUGAUGACACAAAAUGAAAGAUGGCGCUGACAUAUUUUUCAUAAAAUAAUGAAAAAAAUCAAUAUUAACAUUUGACCUGUUGUCUUUGCUCUACUUUUGCUUAAAUAUAAACUUUUAAUUAUUUGAAAACCACCAGAUUUUUAGUUUUUUUAAGCUUGUGCAGUAUCAUCACUUUACUUUACUCUUGAACAUUUUCUGUCCAUCAAGUAAUUUGAGUCUUGGAGUUAAUUUCUGUAUAUUUUCAGUGGACGGGGUGUGGUCAGAGUGGUCUGAAUGGUCACAGUGUAAAUACCCACAUAGUAAUAAGUCCAUCAACUGUGAGCGGAUAGGCGGCAGUCAGAGCCGAGAACGCAGAUGUCUCCAUCGAGCUGCGAAUGGAAACAUCUGCAGCGGGAUGGAGCUGUCACAGUUACGGGUCUGCUAUGACGUCAGCAGAUGUUUGGGUGGGUGGAGCUAAAAUUUUAACGACAUUACAAUCAUAGUUUAAAAACAACAAAAUAUCAGGAUAACAAACAAGUGUGUGUUGUAGUGAAGGGCACCUGGGAUGGCUGGGAGUCGUGGACUUUGUGUAGACCACCCUGCGGAGCAAAUUCCAAACGUGUCAGGAGGAGACACUGUAAACCAGAUUACAGCAACUACAAGUGAGUCUCUGGACCGGGGGGAGGGACACCUGUACCAGCAGGGCACCAAAGGGAAAUGGAAAAAUUACCUUCUGCUCUUUGACAGGAAGUGAGCUUUCUGUCUGUGUUUUUUCAGCCCCACCAUUGGUCGUCGGAGGGAAAAGGCAACGUUCUCCGGGACUCCACUAGCUGACUGUGGCGCUGCGCCGGAUAGCGGGGAGAAGUACCAAAGAGAGCCAUGUGUGAACGUUCCUGCAUGUCCUGAAAACAGAUGA